This is a messenger RNA of Cuscuta campestris, 1034 nucleotides long. NCBI's taxonomy places the organism in Eukaryota, Viridiplantae, Streptophyta, Magnoliopsida, Solanales, Convolvulaceae. The record is from the annotation of a GenBank genome assembly.
GAUCGUUUUCCAAACCUGAAGAAAAAGAGGGCCACUUGAAGGUAUUUAAUGUACGGAGUCCAUCCAAUCUCCAUCGCCAUCUGUCUUCUUCGUUUCGCACGCAACCAGGGUCAAUCGCCGGAAAGCUUCGCUAGGCAUCGUCGAGAAAGCUUCGCCGGAAAUCUUCACCGGAAAGUUAUAUCUUCGUCAAUCGAGGUAGGGAUCAAGGAUUAGACGAGGAGCAGCCGGGAGGACAAAUGGAUCCUAUCGUUAAUUAUGACAAUGAUCAUCACUCUGAGGAUGGGAGCGUGCAACAGAACGGCCACCAGAAUAUGAACAUGAACCAGAACGUCCCACACCAAGAGGCGCCGAAUGGUGGGCCUGUUGGGGUUACCCAGAUCGACCAUGCGAUGAUGAUGCAGCUCCUACAGCAAGUUCUGAUCAUGAAUCAGAAUGCCUUAGCGCACGUUCGACAACCGGAACCGAGGAUCGCGCUCGAGAAACUGAAGAAAAACGGCGCUGAAGAAUUCCUAGGCGAGAACAUCGCCGACCCAUUGAUUGCAUUUAGAUGGAUAGAGCGCAUACAACGGGUAUUCGAGAAUUUGAAGGUUCCAGCUAGCGAGUGGGCCGAUUUUGUGGUCAUGCUUUUACAGAGUAAUGCGUACGAGUGGUGGAAGCGCACUACUCGAAAUGCGAAUAAUCUAGCAAAAGUGACGUGGGCGUACUUUGAUCAAGUGUUCAGAGAGGAGUACAUUCCCGAGUCGUUUGUGGAAGAGAAACGAGAAGAGUUUCUACAGCUCGAGAUGGGUACGAUGAGUCUUCCCGAGUAUCGUCAGAUGUUCGACCAUCUCACUGAGUUCGGCUAGGACUUGGUGAACACCACCAAACGUCGUUGCGAUAGGUUCGUGAAGGGCAUGCGCCCGAAACUUCAGAAGCACGUGUCUACUGCAUCUAGGCAAGACUUUGGUGAUAUGUACGAACAGGCCAAGGAAGUGGUUCGAACUAAAGAAGGAGUGAAUCAGAAGAACAACCAACAAUCAACUAAGACAACUAUG